UAUAAAGCGUGGACCAUGUAGCGGCUCCUGCGGACAAAGAGGACGGAGGACGGAGGACGGAGCGCUUCCGAUGGGGAACCUGCUGGGCAGCUGGCGCUUCAAGGAGCCGAGCACCGUGGAGGAGUGCGACUCGACGUGGGGGUCGGACUCCGAGGACGACAGCGGCAUCUCUGAGUCCGUCAGCCCGGCGGAGGGCGAGCGGGCCGCGGGGCACGCCUCCGGAGACACGAGCCCGCAGCUGACUGACUCCCCAGAGUCCGCCCCCAAGAUGAAGAGGAGUUUCUACGCCGCCAGGGACCUGUACAAGUACCGCCACAGCUACCCGAACUACAAAAAGUCCCGGCAGCCCAACGAGUACCGCAACCUGCGCUUCUACCUGAACAAGAUCCCUCUGGUACCGGAUGGUAUCUACAUCGAGGAGAUUCUUUCCAAGUGGAGAGGCGACUACGACAAACUGGAGCACAAUCACACCUACAUCCAGUGGCUGUUCCCGUUAAGAGAACAAGGGCUCAACUUCUACGCACACGAACUGACUCAGGACGAGAUCAAAGAAUUCCAGAACACCCGGGAAGCCAAGCGGAGAUUCCUGGCGGCGUACUCCCUCAUGCUGGACUUCUACGGCAUCAAGCUGCUGGAUAAGAGCGGCAACGUGGCUCGAGCCUCCAACUGGCAGGAGCGCUUCCAGCACCUUAAUGAAUCCCACCACAACUACCUGCGGAUCACGCGGAUCCUCAAGUCCCUGGGCGAGCUGGGCUACGAGGCGUUCAAGGCCCCUCUGGUGCGCCUGUUCCUGGAGGAGUCUCUGUGCCAGAACACCCUCCCCAACAUGCAGCACAGCGUCCUGGAGUACUACGUCUACACCAUCCGCCUGCCGGCCACCCGCCGCCGCCUGCUCCGCUACGCCCGCCAGCACUACAGGCCCGCCCACGCCUUCCUCUGGGGCCCGCCGCCCAAACGGCGAGGCGACGGCGCAGGCCCCGGGGGAAGUGUGGGCGGCGCCGGGAGCAGCGGGAUCAGAGCCCCGGCUCCAACGCCGGAGCAGCAGAGGAGGAGGGAGGAGUCCGUACCUGCGGGGAGCGGGAUUAUCGUGUCUUCCCACGACGCCAUGAUGUGCCAGGACCUGGCUGGAGCGGCGCCCAAGGACUGUGGCGGACCUGGGUCCCACAUGGCCGGACUGGAGGGGGCACUGAUGAUGGUGGGAGUGAGAGGAGAGAGGAAUGAGUACAACGACUUCGUUCCUCUGUAGAAAAAUCAAGUUCUCACAUCAACCGAUUCUCAUGUAGAGGUGAUGUUCUGAAAGGCCCUUCAGAGUCCUGACGCUGUCAGGACAGCAACAGCUCUUCACACGUGGUCAGUCGCAGUUAAGUUUAAGGGCUUAUCAAUAAACAAUAAUAGUUCUCAAUUGCCAAUACUCUAUAAAUAUUCCUGAUUAGGGCUGCACAGUAUCUAGUGAACAUGCAACAGGUUAUGAUUGGUGUUAAAUACAAACACGUAUGCAGAUGAUGUUAAUGUGUAUUUUGCAUGUAGCUGUGAAUUGUGCAGCCCUAGUCCUGAUUCGAUUGCGAUUUGUGCAGUUGAGGGUUCUCCUCAUGAGCCGGCCCCCAAGGGCCAAAUAACCCGAAAACCAUCGAAACCAGAAAAGAUGGGUUUCUUCUCAUCAGGGCUAAAGCCAGACGAGCCAACACAGAAAAUUGCCUUAUUUAAAGUUUUCGUCUGGAACUGAAAUGUGGUCACCUCGAGAACCUUCUUUCAGCCACAGGUGCCCCCCGAUUGGUCGGCUGGUGUUGCGAUGGCUUCAGGUAUUAAAGUUGUGCGUACUUAUGAAACGUUGUAGCGGGAGCUCGGCAACACGCUGGACUCUCUCUGUACAGGUGCUAUAAAGACGAUGAGACUAUUUGAAGACGGGGAUUUUUAUCUUUUUCCUGAACAUGUGAAAUGACUUUGGAGGAAUUCCAUGGACAGUUUGUCAGCAAUAUUUUGAAAAAUGGACUUGAAAUCCUCCAUCUGAUGUUAGCAGCAGGCACAAGCCAGGGACUCCUCAAGUUGAAGGUAGCUACUUUCUCCGAAAAUUGUACAGAACUGUAAAGCAAAAAUUAAAUCUUGUUUGUGACUUGAUUUGUUGACCUAACAGGUAGGAAUAGAAGAGCUUUUUCUGACACUUCAGUCGGUGAGGUAAAAUCCUCAGAGAUGAAUAAUUAUAGUAUAUCAAUAAAUGGCGUUAUUUCUGGUGAAAUGCUUUUAUAUGUGGUGUCACUGAAAGGCCUUCUAUGCUUACCUGGGGCCGGUUAGUGGGAGUGACGUUGGCGUGAUCGGACGGGUGUGUGUUGCACUUUUUGGACAAUCUGUGUCUUCCUGUUGAAAGCGCUGUAGGUGUGUCUCCAAAAGGCUGCGUGGCAUUAACAUGACGAAUCGCUCUCAUAUAACCGAACGUUGCAAUAAUCCAGUUAUCAGCAUGUAAGAUUCUGUGUAGUUUGGUAGAGAUCAGAGGUCUGCAACCUGCAAACUGCUCAAACCUUCACUCCGCUACAGCUCACGAGGAAAACUACAAACAAGCUAACAGUAAAAAAUGGCUAAUAUAGAUAAAAUAGCUAAACCAGCUAAAAAGGAAAAAAAAAAAAAAAACGAUAAUCAAAUUAAAAGGGAAAAUAACUUAAAUUUGGUAAAAAUGUAAAAUUUCGGAAGGACUAGCCUACAAAGCUAUGAAAAUAAUUGAAAGAGUUAAGACCAAUGGAAAUGAUAACUACAAAAUAACUGAAUUUGAAAUUGUAAGAAAUGCUACUGGAAUCAAAACCUGGAACCAUAACCUGUCAGACCAUUCCAAAACCUGGAAUCAAAAAGAUAUUCAGAACGGCUAGAAACUGUGAAGCAACUCAAAAAAAAAGUAAAGAGAAUUCUUGGAAAAUGUUAACAUGACUAAUUUAGGUAAAUUGCAACAAAAAAAAAAAAAAAAUCACAGUGACUCUAAUCUAUUGAAAUGGAUUAACAUGGUGAAACAGGUAA
Molecule: messenger RNA, 3000 nt
Organism: Salarias fasciatus (jewelled blenny)
Lineage: Eukaryota; Metazoa; Chordata; Actinopteri; Blenniiformes; Blenniidae
Gene: ogfrl1
Product: opioid growth factor receptor-like 1
Cellular component (GO): membrane
Molecular function (GO): opioid growth factor receptor activity
Source: RefSeq, a predicted model, not a curated record